AUGAAGAGAGAAGCAUCGCAAGCUGUAAAGUGCAUCAGCUGUAAAGAAGAAGGUCAUACCAGCUCCCGUUCGCCAGAUUGUCCCAAUCACACUCAAUCGAAGCAGGAAUUCAUCUCGUCUGUCCUAGGCAGUGACUCUACCACGUUUACUAGGAAACUUCCUGUUAGCCGUGCCGUAUUACCUGAGUAUCAAGAAUGGCUUUCUUCAAGAGUCUUUACACAGCAAUUCUGGUAUUCGAUUGGACAACUGGUUACAGGCAAAAAGGUCACUCAUAAGACAGCAGUAAACGACAGUAUCAAGACUUUUUUUUUUGAAGAUUUCAAGGAAGAACAUCCGGCAAUAGUAACCAGUAAAAAUUUCACCAAAGGCUAUAGUCAACCCUACAAGAUUCAAAAUGUGUUCGUUAAUAUGAAGAAAGCUGAUGCUGAGGAGGUAGCAGAAUCAUACUGUUAUCAAAAAAUUUGCAAAGGCGAGCCCGAGUGGCCUGAAAAAAUCGAAUUAAGCAGCCUGGACAAAAGCAAGAUCGAGACGCUCUGCAACUGCUUUGAAAAGCUUGUGAAGGAGAAAGUUACACUUCUGUCACUAGCAGCAAAUCCUGCGAAUUUCGCCAGGCCCUUAUGGUAUAUGCUAUCUGUUUAUGAGCAGGAACAUGCCGAACAUGCACCGUAUGAUGUUCGUAGGCUUCCUUUACCUCGACGCUUCUUCCCUUUCCCAACUCCUUCAACCAGAUGGCAAUUUAUAACCAUAAGUAUAAACGUCUUGAAUCCUUUCGUGCUGCCGGGUACAGUACAAACUGGUUACUUGAAUCAAUUAAAGCAGUUUUAUCGUGUCUUCAGUUUUAUAAAGCUGGGCUUUGAAAGUUUAAAUGACCUCAAGACCAGCCAAGAGAUACUCUUUAAGAAUCUGGUUCGGUCGAAUGGCUUCACUGUUGAUUUUAUUUUCAGUAGGAAGAGAAAAAACAACGUAGUCAUAGAUGGUCAUGAAUUAAAACUCGAAGAUUUCACCUAA
Molecule: messenger RNA, 1008 nt
Organism: Mycotypha africana
Lineage: Eukaryota; Fungi; Mucoromycota; Mucoromycetes; Mucorales; Mycotyphaceae
Exons: 5
Coding region: 1-1008 (335 amino acids)
Source: RefSeq, a predicted model, not a curated record